Molecule: messenger RNA, 1605 nt
Organism: Prorocentrum cordatum
Lineage: Eukaryota; Dinophyceae; Prorocentrales; Prorocentraceae
Source: the annotation of a GenBank genome assembly
GCAACAAGGAGAGCGAUGUGGUGCUGGUGGAAGAGAGCCUCGUCGACGCACCGCUCGCGGCGGCGCGCAGGGGGAGCCUGCGCCAGGCGCGCACUGACACGAUGCUCGAGUCCUCAGACACGGACUCGGGCUCGACGACGCAGGUGGAUAGCCCCGCGCACGGCGGCCCACGCAGCGCGGCCCACCUCGCCGCGGGCGACGGGCCAUCGGCUAGCGACGGGCACGGAGAGCUCAUCGGCGGCGGCCCCGCCCGCGACGGUCCACGACAGCGCGAGCCCGCGCCGCCGAGCCAGUGCAGGCCUCCGCCCGACCGCCUGGACGAGUUCGCAGAAAUCAUGGAGAGGGCAGCCCGCGAGCAGGCGGAGCUCGCCGAGAUGGGGCCCCAGGCCGCCGAGCCGUGCGCCGAGGGCGCGGCCGAGGAGGAGCCCGAGGCCGCCGAGCAGGAUGGCGAGGACACUGACGACGCGCCGCUGUCCAAGCACACGGCGCCGGUCAUCGAGAAGCGCAGCCGCAAGAAGAAUAGGAAUAAGGCCAGAUGCGGGAGCGUCCAGACGGGGGUCGGGCUCGAGGUCGGGGCGGCCGUCUCGGGGAAGGCGAAGUCGGAGGACUCGGCGCCGCUGGCGGCUGCGGCUGAGGAGACGAUGAGGCCCAAGAAGCGCAAGAAGAGGGCGAAGGCCGAGCAGGGCAUCUUCGCAGCCGCCGAGGUCCUUCAGCGCCGCCGCCGCCGAGGAGCCGAUGCCCGUGGGGGAGAAGGUGGGCAUGCUGAUGAAAGGCUAUGCAGCGCUGAAGCGAUCGACGCGGCUGACGUCGGCUACCUCGGCGGCGCCCUCGGCGGCUCCAUCGGCAGCUCCCUCGGUGGCUCCAUCAAUGAGGUCUGCGGCUCCAUCGGCAGCUCCCAGCAGUACUCCGCGAACGCCAGCGCUGCAGAUCGGACAGCCGAUACGCCCGUGAAGAACGCGGCCUCGCAGAUCCAGGAGGAGCUCAUAGGUCGCGUGCAGGGGCUCUGCAAUACCAACAAGGCGAAGUUCCAACCUGGGCACGACGCGACGAGCGGCGCGAGCGGCGUCCCUGCGGAGCUCACGCCGAUGCAGAAGAAGUACUUGACGGGCGACCUCCAGGCCAAGAAGUGCUACGAGGAGGCGAACUGCAAAUUCAGCAUGAAGUCGGCACUGGGGCAGCGGCUGCAGCGGGAGCUCGCGACCAACAAGAAGCUCAAGGCGGAGUACAACGAGACCAAUGACGUGGUGGCAUGGAAGGCGAAAUGGGUCAAGACGCAGUACGAUGGCGCCGUCAAGCGGCUCAGGACGACAACGACCCAGAGUGAUGACUCAUGGACUCGCAAGGGCAAGGUCGUCUCGUUCAUGAGGAUGUGCUACGAGGAGGGGGGGCCUCGCGGCCAGUACGACGAGGAGACGAUUAAGAACUGCCAGUUGACGGCCGAGAGGUGCAUCGCGACGGGGUGCCCGUUCGUCCGCAUCGACGACCAGAACGACUCCGUCAAGUUCAUGUGGUUCGAGGCGCAGUACGUGGAGAAGUUCACCAGGCGCUGGGCGGAGACUGCGACGCAGAAGGAGAUCGACGAGCCUGGCGACGCGGGCGCUGGCG